ACUGCACAAACCUCGAGGAGUUCCUCACCACUUAGGCUAUCAUCAUCCGCAUUCACUUGGAUCAUCAUCCAUCAUCCAGAUCCAUAAACUGAAUCUGCUGUGUUAGCAUAGCAAACUCGCUACAACCUUGGUUUCCCUCGCUGAUCCCAUUACCAGGCUGAUGCUCUGACUAAAUUGUGCUACGUCUCUGCUCGCCGGUGAAGGCUCCACCGUGCGUGCAUCAGUAUAUUCGUCGUUAAAAUUCUCAGUUCUGUCGCCACGCGAUGGCGAGGCGAUUCGGCGAGUACCAUCACCAGCAGCAGCAGCAGCAGGCUGGUCGGCGGACUCUGGCGGCAUUCUGCUUCGCCUUCGUCCUUUUUGUGAUCGUCGCGGCUUACCUCUUCAGUGGAUUCAAGCCGGCACCGAUCCCCACCGCUUCAGUGAACGAGGAUCAGGAUCGGGCUGGCGACGGGCUUGGAGGCCCCAAUGUGUCGGAUGCAGCGGGGGAGGAGCCGGAGGAGCAGGAGAUUCGGGAUUCAAACAAGCUGAGCCUUAAGCUGCCUCCAGUGAAGGACGCCGGGGAGCCGUCUGACUCCGACAUGGAGCCGCCACGGGGAGCCGGGGACGAGGAGGAGAGCAGCGAAUCAGCCGCGCAGAAGGGGCUCCUGCGCGAGGGCGGGGGAAAGGCGCGCGCGCAGGCGGAGAGGGAGAGCGACGCGAAGGACGCUGCUGCGCAGGGCGGGGAUGCGCAAGGGGGGGAUGGUCAGGAGGAGGAAGGCCUGCUGCACAGCCGAUCUGGUGCUGCUGCUGCGGCGGCGGCGGCGGCUGCUGACGCGGCUGCUGCUGCUGAUGCUGAUGGUGAUGGCGUUGGGGAUGCUGGAGGGGUGGGGAAUGCGAAGGACGGGGAGGAGGAGGAGAAGGGCGAGAAGGGAGAUGAGGACAAGGGUGCGGCGGAGAAGGAGAAGGAAGGCGAGGAGGAACGGAAGGGGUCUGAUGCGGAGGAGAAGGAUGAGGGUGAUGCAGACGGAGAGGGGGAUGAAGAGAAGGGUGCAAGUGGGAAGAAGGGCAAAACGGAGGAGGCGGAGGAAGGGGAGGAGGAAGAGGGCGGCAGUAAGAAGGCUUCAAAGGCGAAGGAGGAGGAGGAGGAGGAGGAAGAGGGUAGUGUGAAGAAGGGGGUGAAGGGUAAGGGGGAAGAGGAAGAGGAGGGCGAGGAAGAGGAGGGGAGUAAGUCAAAGAAGGGUAAGGGGAAAGAGGAGGAGGAGGGUGGUGAGGAAGAGGAAGAAGGGAGCAGCGGAGGCAAGAAGGGGAAGAGCAAAGGCGAGGAGGGUGAGGAAGAGGAGGAAGAGAGUUCCAUGAAAUCGAAAAGGGUGAAAAAGAGCGAAGAGGAAGAGGAGGCGACUGAUGAGGGAAAGGGAGGGAAGGGUGAUGAGAGCGAGGAAGAUGACGAGAAGCCGAAAAGCAAGGUAUCGAAGAAGGUGAAAGCAAGUGAGGGAGAGGGAGAGGAGGAGGAGAAGGGGGCAGAAAAUGAAGAGGAGGAGGAGGGGAGUGUGAGCAGCAAAGGAGGAAAGAAGAAGGCAGCAGCGAAGGAGAGUGAGGAUACUGAAGAGGAGGGUGAGAAGAAGAGUGAGGAAGGGGAGGAGGAGGGGGAUGAGAAGCCGAGCAAGAAGGUGAAAGGAGCGAAGAAGACGAGCAAGGAGGAGGGGGAGGAGGGGGAAGAGGAUGCGAGUGAUGCGAAGGGGGAGAAGGAAGAGGAGGUGGAGAGCACUGCAGAUGCGGAGGUUGAAGAGGAUUCUGAGGCGCUAGAAGCGGGGAAGGGUGGGGUGAAGGGUGGGGUGCAGGGUACGAAGGGGAAGAAGAAGGCUGGGAAGGGGGAGGCAGAGGAGGAGGAGGAAGGAGGGAAGAGUGAGGAUGGUGGGAAGGAGAGUGGGGAGGGGGAGGAGGAGGAGGAGGGAGGGACGGUAAAGAGGAAAGUGAAGAAGAGUGUUAAGGAUGACGAGGAAGCUAGUGAGGGGGGGGAGGAGGAGGGGGAGAGUGGAGGUGGGAAGAAGCUGAAGGCGAAGAAAGGAGGCAAGAAGGGAGGGGAUGGGGAGGAGGGAGAGGAGGAAGGGUCGGAGGAGGGAGGAGAGGAGAGUGCGGGGGAGGAGGGGAAGGGCAGCAAGAAGAGUGGGAAGCUGAGCAAGGGAAAGGCGAAGAGCAAGAAGCUGAGGGGGGAGAGCACAGGAGGCGAUGAGCAGGAUGGGGACGAGGAGAGUGGCGCUGAAGAGAAGCCGGUUGAGAAAUACGAGGCGUGCGACCCAGAGCUUUCGGAAAUCGUGCCCUGUCUGAGCCCCACGAUGAACAAGCGCAUGAAGCUGAAGCUCAACACGAAAUUCAUGGAGCACUACGAGCGCCACUGCCCGCCCGACAACCUCAUGCCCCACUGCCUCGUGCCACAGCCGCCAGGGUACAAGACCUCUAUCCCCUGGCCCAGAAGCAGGGACGAGGUGUGGCGCCCGAAUGUGCCCCACACGCUGCUGGCCACGGAGAAGUCGGACCAGCACUGGAUGGUGGUGGACGGCGAGAUCAUCCGAUUCCCGGGCGGCGGAACGCACUUCCCUGGGGGGGCUGACAAGUACAUUGAGCGCAUUGGCAAGAUGAUGGGGGACGAGAACGGCAACUUCUCAGUGGGCGGCAAGAUCCGGACGGUUCUGGACAUCGGGUGCGGGGUGGCGUCGUUUGGCGCGUACCUCCUAGAGCACUCGGUGCUGACCAUGUCGGUGGCGCCCAACGACGUGCACGAGAACCAGAUCCAGUUCGCCUUGGAGAGGGGGCUGCCCGCAUUUCUGGGGGUGAUGGGCACGCAGAGACUGCCCUUCCCUUCCCUCGCAUUCGACCUGGCGCACUGCUCCCGCUGCCGCAUCGACUGGCUGCAGAGAGACGGCCUUCUGUUGUUGGAGCUUGAUCGGGUGAUCAGGCCCGGGGGCUAUUGGGUGUGGUCUGCCCCGCCUGUGUACCGCGAGGACGAGGAGAACCAGAAGAUGUGGGCCGACAUGCUUGCAUUCAUGGGCCGCAUGUGCUGGAAGGUGAAGGCACAGAGCGGGCAGACGGCCAUAUUCAAGAAGCCCAAGACGAAUCUGUGCAUCAAGAAGCGGGCAGCAGACACCGAGCCCCACGUGUGCGAUGCCACCCAGGUGUCGCCCAACUCCGCCUGGUACACUCCAAUGGACGCAUGCGUCAACACUGUUCCCAAGGGCAAGAAGAGCAAGCUGAUCCAGCCGUGGCCGGAGCGGCUGGUGAGCCCGUCCCCUCGCAUCGACCUGCUAGGCCUGGCCAAGGCAGACUUUGAGGCCGACACAGCUGCAUGGGAGAAGAUAGUGGCAGACUACGACUCCCUUCUGGGCGGACAAGUUCUCAUCCGCCCCACGGACUCCACCAGCAAGGCCAAGGCGUCCAAACCCCGCUUCUCCAUCCGGAACGUGAUUGACACCAACGCGCACUUCGGGGGCUUUGCGGCGGCGCUGGCAGCGCAGGGGCAGGAGGUGUGGGUGAUGAACACAGUGCCACCACACGGGGCGGUGAACAGCGCGGGGCUGGCGAUGGUGUAUGACCGAGGCUUGAUCGGUGCUUACCACGACUGGUGUGAGCCCUUCUCAACAUAUCCUCGCACGUACGACCUCGUCCAUGCAUGGAGGGCGGUGUCCCAAGUGCUCAAGCGCAGCUGCUCCCUGGAAGCGCUCCUGCUUGAGCUAGACCGAAUCCUUCGCCCCAAGGGUCUUCUGCUCUUUCGAGACACUGCCAAUGUUAUUUCGCGCCUCGAGAAGCGGUUGAAGGCGGUCAAGUGGGUUGUAUUGAAGGGGCCUGUAUCGAGGACGUUCAUCGACGGGGAGGAGGAGCAGGUGCUGCUUGUGCAGAAGAGGUUUUGGCGGCCAAAGGUGAAGGCUGAUUUGAAGGAAAAUACCGAGGCAACUACAUCUGCGGAUGGGGAUGCUGAGGAGCGUAGGCGACUGUGAUAGCAGGAUAGCAAGUUCUCAUGAGAAUUGCUUGAGUCGUUCAUUCCAGGAUAGCUUUAGAGCGCUGAGAUUGAGCCCCUUUGAAUAGAUGCAAGGAGCUUCUGUGUUUAGACAUUGUACUUGAUCAAAAUAGUGAAUGGAGUGACUGAU
Messenger RNA from Closterium sp. NIES-67, 4118 nucleotides. Lineage: Eukaryota; Viridiplantae; Streptophyta; Zygnematophyceae; Desmidiales; Closteriaceae. The record is from the annotation of a GenBank genome assembly.